CUUACUAUUAACUUAAGUAUCUAUAUUUCUCUACUUUAUUUCUUUAGGUUAUUUGUAUUUACUUAUAGGGGUAUUUAUAAGUACUUAUUAGGAUUACUUGAGGCUUAUUAUAGUAAGAACUUCCUUUAUUCGAAUAAAAGAGCCUAUUUUCUAAUAAUAAAUAGCUUUAACUAUUUAUCUUUAAUAUUAUGA
Hyaloscypha bicolor E is the source of this 192-nucleotide messenger RNA. RefSeq lists its product as uncharacterized. The annotation marks the transcript as partial. NCBI's taxonomy places the organism in Eukaryota, Fungi, Ascomycota, Leotiomycetes, Helotiales, Hyaloscyphaceae. The record is from RefSeq and is a predicted model, not a curated record. The transcript has a single exon.